Messenger RNA from Ruditapes philippinarum (Manila clam), 656 nucleotides. Its product is annotated as apolipoprotein D-like. The record is from RefSeq and is a predicted model, not a curated record. The transcript has 4 exons. Lineage: Eukaryota; Metazoa; Mollusca; Bivalvia; Venerida; Veneridae. Bases 48 to 611 code for a protein of 187 amino acids. Gene Ontology annotation, molecular function: pigment binding.
AACAUUGGAACAUAAUUUUAUCUCUGGCCGCACUACAAUACACCAAAAUGGCGCUGAUGAAAUUUGCUGCUUUUAUUCUAACUUUAAGCAUUGCUUACACACAGGAAGUACACUUUGGAAAAUGCAAAAAUUUUACAACGCAACCAAACUUUGAUGUUAAAAGGUAUGCGGGAGGCUGGUAUGACAUAGAGAAGACUUAUUUUGCUGGUCAGAUGAACAAAUCUUGUGUCAAAGCUGAGUACUCUUUGAGAGAUGACGGUAAAAUAGACGUGCUAAACCAAGAUUACACGGCAGAAUUACACGAAGAAAAUACGACAGGAAUUGCAUUUUACAAAGAUCCAAACGUUAAGUCCAAGUUAACUGUCAAACUGGGAACAUCUCCAGAAGCAAAUUACUGGAUCGUUGAGACAGAUUAUGACACAUAUGCUUUAAUUUGGUCCUGCGCUGAGCUCGAGGGCAUCGCACACGCUGAUAUUGGUUGGAUACUUGGCCGAAAACAAAGACUUGACGAAAAUCUCAUAACGAGGCUAAAACAGAAGUUGACAAGCCUCGGUUUGAAUUAUGAAAAGUUCUACAGAACUAAACAACCUCUGGAUACAUGUCCAUGGUAGUUGUAAUGAAAUAAUUGUAAAUGUGAGAAAUAAAUGUAACAAUCA